Jaminaea rosea is the source of this 4050-nucleotide messenger RNA. RefSeq lists its product as hypothetical. The record is from RefSeq and is a predicted model, not a curated record. Gene Ontology annotation, biological process: cell division. Lineage: Eukaryota; Fungi; Basidiomycota; Exobasidiomycetes; Microstromatales. Gene Ontology annotation, molecular function: protein binding. The transcript has a single exon. Bases 39 to 3920 code for a protein of 1293 amino acids.
CCACACAUCAUCAUCAUCGCAACCAAUCAACGGCGUCGAUGCCGACAUCGUCGUCUUCUUCGAGUGCAAGCGCGGGCGUCGCUGGAGGCAGUCGUGCUCCUCGACCUCCGACGACCGCGAGCAGCAGCAGUAGCGCAGGCGGAGGCAGCAGCGGCGGCCAUCGAUCGACAACGGCAAAUGGCGGGCCGCGUCCUGCCUCAUCGACCUCAUCCGUAUCGACGAGCAGCAAGCCCGCGGCGUCAAGAGACGCAAAGUCUGCGUCGAACCUUUCAUCGAAACGCUCCGUAGCCUCAUCAGCCUCAUCGCGACCAGCUGCUCCAAAAGUACAAGUCAGACAGCCAACGUCUGCCGGGGCGGCUACGGGCGGAGCAGGGCGACCGGGCAGUGCCUCUUCCUCUUCGGCCCCUCCCGGUGCUCAGCAACGCGCCUUGAAAGCAAAAGCGUCCACCUCCUCUCUCUCGACCGCUCGUGACGAUACAACGAUGAAGCGAGUCCCUCGACCACAGCAGAGCGCAGCUGCCGGCCCAUCUAAAACGCCUGGUAACGGCACCGCAGCUGGCUCAGCAGGCGUUUCUGCCUCCUCAUCAUCUCGCCAGCCGGUGCGAGGCAAUCUCAUCUUCCAUCAGCUCAAAGCUGACGUACUGCGAGGCGACGCAUCCGCCUUCUUUCCCCAAUUACCUGACCCCGUGCUAGAUGAGGACGCCCUCCUCGCUCGGCUGGUACGACUCAGCGAGGAUUACCUGCAUCCAGAGGGUCAUGACAUCUGCUCGGCCUCCUUUUACGCCUUUUUGGCGCUCAGUCUUCAGCCGAAUUCUGUACCCGCAAGACGGCUGCGCGCUCGUUGCUUUUUGGACGGUGGUCAAGGCUCCGUGCUCCCUUUCGUGCCAGGACAAGGUAGCAAACGUGCUGGAGCUCUCGCAGCCCUUGCGACGCUCGAAGAGGGCAACAAUGCGGUGUUCGCAGACAUGGAGUGUGCAAAGAUCUGGAGUCAGGCGUGUGUGGUCCUCGACAGACGAGAGGAGGCGGAGCAGGUGCUCAAGUGGUGUCUCGCCUCGCCGGAUGCAUCGACCUCGACGCCAAACAGCCCAGCCUCUCGCUCUGAAGACCCGCCAGAGCUUGUAUCAGCGGUAGCGAGACAACAAGCUGUUUCACUCUGUGAGCUGGGCUUCAUGGCGAAGGAGGGAAGCAGGGCGGAUGAAGCAGAAAAGCACUUUCUCGAGGCUCGAAGCAAGGAUCCGUGGAAUUGGAGAGCGUGGUUGGGAUUGUGCCAGCUCGGCGUGGCUCCACUACCCUUUGCAGCCUUUGUCGACUCCGCGGCAGAUCACGAUGCGGUCGAGUUUCUCGAUCAGGCGAUCAUUGCGCUUGGUGGGACGCCGUCUGCUCUUGAGCCAGCGAUGGCCGCAAUGCCUCCGCCAGAAUCGUCGCAUCAAGUGACCUCAUCAUCGUCGUCACGUCCAGGUAUCCAGCGACCGGGUACCAGACCCACCAGUUCAGCCACGACGACGGCGCCAGCAGCAACCGCGAAGCGCACGAAGAGCGGCGCUUCUCCCAGACCGACCUCAUCAAGCCGCAACAACGCCGAGAGCUCCUCCCAACCGCAACGGCUGCCUGCUUCCGCGAGCGCUACGCCAGCCGUAAUGUCUCGCACUCUCUCGCAAGCCAAGACGAAUGAGCGACCCCCGAGCAGCCUUAGCAACGGGUCAGCAGCGUUGCCUGAGAAGGAAAAGCAGGUCAAUGAUUCGAUGACUGUUACGCGGGAUAGUUUGAGGAGGAGCACGAGAGCGCAAGCCACUCCGGCGACCACGAGACGGAACGCUGCGGCUGGAGCAAGAGGUACGACAGGAACAGCGGCGACCGGUGCUACUCGGACCGGAGCACCGCAGAAAAGUACCGCAGCUACGUCCUCAACGACUUCGUCCGGCAGCCGACCAGCGGGCAGGACAGUCGAUCGCGGCUCUUCGGACAGGGAGUCCACGUCCACUCGUCCCACUUCAGCAACGCAGCGACGACCGCAAUCGAAGCCCAUCUCUGGCCCAGCCUCUGCUUCCACACUCGAGCCCAUCAUCGACGAUGUCGCCGAGUCUAUUCGACAAGCCACUCUCAAGAAGGCGGCAGAGAAAGCAGCUCGCUGGCGUGUAGCGGAUCAGGGAGUGCUCAAGUACCUCCGGCUUGUCGGUGGGGCGUACAAGGACGCGCUGGACUUCAAGGGCGAGAGAGUCUUGCGCGCGUUCUCCUUUCACCCGUCAAGCGAUGCUAGCAGCAGCCAUAGUCUUCCACCCGUUGCACUCGCCUCCCUCCUCUCCACUCCCGAGAUCGGCUGCCUACUCGCCCGCGUACAUCACGACAUGGCCCAAUAUUCCGAGUCUCUCCAGUCCUUCGAGGGCGUUCUCCGCGCCCCUCGCGGCUCGCACGGCAGGCAAUGCUUGCUGGAAAGCAUGGACAUCUACUCUCUCGUCCUCUACCAUCUCAAUCGGCAGUCAACCCUCUCUGCCCUGGCCCAGGACCUCCUCUCCUUCGAUCCAGAUGCAGUUCAAACGCACAUCGCCAUCGGCAACUUGUUCAGCUUGAACGCCUCCCCUUCCAUCGCGCUUCGCUCAUUCCGUCGCGCCUGCCUCUCCGCUCCCCGGUACGCCUACUCCUACACCCUGGCGGGGCACGAGUGCCUCACCUUGAACCAGCCGCUCAAGGCGCUGCGGUACUUCAGGCAGGCGGCCAAGCUGGAAAAGAGACACUGGAACGGCUGGAGCGGGAUUGGAACCGUGCUCUCACUUGAGGGCAAGUGGAGUGAUGCUCGCUUUGCCCUUUCUCGGGCGUGCAGCCUGAACGGGUCAAAUGCAGGGUUGCACGAGGUGUUGGCCGUGGUUCAUGAGAUGCUCGGUGAUCGUCCCGCGGCUCUCGAGAGCUACGAUACUGCGAUGCAGCUCAACCCGAAGGGAGCGAGCGCGGCCUUGAGGAAGGCGGAGCUCCUCUGGGCCUCUGGGAGGCUGGAGAUGGCUCAUGAAGCUUUGCUGAAGGCUGUAGCACUCGCGCCGAAUGAAGCACGCGCACACCUGCUGCUUGCAGAAUCCUUCAUGCGAAAAGGAGGUGGGAGCUUUGCGCCUCUCAGCAAGACGAAGUCAAGCAGCGAGGCGGAUCCUAGCAGCAAGGACGCUAGCGGGGUAGCAGCGGUCGCCAAAGCCGUCGGCGAGCCGGUCGCCCCACGCAAGUACCACGAUGAGAUUGCUCGACAUCUAGCAAUGGCCCUUGAUUUGGAACCUGGGCUCAGUCGUCAGAUUAAGGCAAUGGCGGAAGGAGUGGGAGCGACGUUGCGUGGUCAGAGCGGGGGAGCGGCUGCCGCUGUCGCCGCAAGAGCAGCUGCCGCCGCCAAUGGAGGCGUCGGUCAUGCAGGUGGCAAUCUUGGCCCUGCCAUGGGUCUGCCGGAUCGCAGCGUCGGCUCCUCCUUUUCCGGCAUUGAUGAGUCCCGUCGCUUCUACGAUGAGACUGGAGCAGAAGGGGAGUACUCCUCAGCCGCGUAUGAGAACGGCGUGGCAGGAGCGUCGGAGCUGAUGGAUGAUAGCAUGGGCGUGUUGAGGGAUGAGGAGGGUGCGGAGAGCUACGCGCGUGUAGGUGACGAUGAGGACGACGAGGAGGACGAUGAUGAUGAUGAUGAGGAGGAUGAGGAUGACGACGGGGACGAUGGUGAGGAGGAGGAAGAUGAGGAAGAGGAAGGGGAGGACGCAGAGGAGGAGGAGGAAGACGGCCGCAUGUCAGACCAAGAGUCUGCGGCACACGAUUCUGCCUCAGACGGCGGUGGCGCAGAGGUGCAGGAUAGCCAAAUGGCCGAGCAUGACCACGGAGAUGUGGCCAUGGCUCCCGGAGGGGCCGGUGCAGACGCCAGCGCAGCGAGUGGGGAUGGCGAAGAGGAGAUGAGCCUUGAGUAGCUGCACUCUUUGCCUGACCUGCCGCCUCGCCACUCCCAGCCCCUUCCUUUCUACAUUCAAUUCUCGUCCUUCAUCGACUAUCCCCAGGUCGAGUCUGCGCACAAUACCAUUGCUUCCUAUCGCGACUCUG